Messenger RNA from Ostertagia ostertagi, 855 nucleotides. Lineage: Eukaryota; Metazoa; Nematoda; Chromadorea; Rhabditida; Trichostrongylidae. The record is from the annotation of a GenBank genome assembly.
AUGGAGCUGCUACUGCUAGCUGUACUUUGCUGUACUGUACUGAGUGCACCACUGCCAGCACUUGAAGAGCAAUUCAACCUGCCCGGCUUCAAUGCCAAGCAGGAAAAUCACGAGGAGAAGUUCGUUCGAGUUGAUCAGAACAAGGACAAGAAGUUAGACUUCAAUGAGUUCCUGCACAUGGAGCUGGCCUACGUGGACGCCAAGAAGGAAGAAUUCGACUCGCUGGACAAAGACAAGGAUGGUAUCGUGACAUUGAAAGAAUACGAAGAGCAUUACCAUGGAGUAACCAGCAGAAGUGAAGCACGACGUACGGAAUAUUUUGCCGAAGUUUUCCAUGACUUUGAUGAAGACUUUGACAUGUCGCUCAACCAGAAUGAAUUGGAAAGGGUUCUCGCCGAACGAUUCCUUGUCAAGCCACGCGAGAACUUUCCCAAGCUCUUCUACUCAUACGAUCAUGACCACAGCGGUGGACUUGACCUGACUGAAUACAUGAAAUUCGAUGCCACCUUCCCGUUCGAGCAGACUGACCCGAUCACCAGCGUGCAGCAUUUGGGACCAAAAUCUGCAUCAAAUCGUGGUAAACCCUCUCCCAUGCAAAACAUUGACGCGAACGAUAGAUCAGCUAUCGCACUAGUGAUGGCUCAAGGCAGUCCACUUUUGUCGGAAUUUAUACCUCUUGAAGCUGUUGUACCUCCUAAAGUUGCCAGCCCAGUUCUCCACCCGGCUAAUGUGGGAGCUGCUCUUCCUCCUCCUCCUCCUCCCGUGGCUGAUGGUGGACUACAUCCAGUUGUGCCGGGACCAUCUCGUCCAGCCAUGCCAAUCGUGAAACUCGCCAAACUUGCGAAAUCCAUCUAA